Molecule: messenger RNA, 1170 nt
Organism: Diatraea saccharalis (sugarcane borer)
Lineage: Eukaryota; Metazoa; Arthropoda; Insecta; Lepidoptera; Crambidae
Source: the annotation of a GenBank genome assembly
GUAAGUUCUAAAAAGUGCUAUCGGAAUAAAAUAUACGAUCCGAUACUAAGAUUGCAAUAUUAACUAUGAAAAUAAUUGCGAUAUGAUUAAGAAUAACGUUAUUUUAGCGUCUUUAAUAACAAUGGUACGAGAGUUAACGCCAGAAUUAGCUAAAAUAGCAAAAGAAGAACUAAAUGAGAAUCCUAAACAAAUAUCGAAUGAUUUGGGGCAAAUUAAAGAAUGGAUAUGCAAGCAGCCGCAUCUUAAAGCUAGGACAGAUGAUCAAUGGCUUUUGGGAUUAUUAAGAGCCUGCAAGUUCAGUUUAGAAAAAGCAAAGAAUAAGAUAGAUUUAUACUAUACAUUGCGGACUACGGCACCUGAUAUUACAUUGAGGCUAAAGCCAUCGCAGCCGGAGUUUAUAGAUUUUUUAAAAAUCGGGACGGUUUUAAUUUUACCUAAGCCGAAGACAAGCUUGAUACCAAGUGUUAUCCUCAUCAGAGCAGGACUGUACGAUCCACAGAUAAACAGUGUCGCGGAUGUUAUGUGCAUAUUGUAUUAUUUAGUUCAGAUUUUGGUGAUGGAGGAUGACACAGCAACUGUUUUGGGAACUAAGAUACUUGUUGACUACGAAGGUGUCUCUAUGAGUCACUUGAUUCAAGCCAACCCUAGCUUAUUAAAAAAAAUGACUGCAGUAGCACAGGACUCAAUGCCGUUGCGCUUAAAGGGGAGUCACCAUUACAAUCUACCUUCAGGCAUAGAAGUGAUAUUUUCAUUGAUCUCUGGAUUUCUAAACGAGAAAGCCAAAGAAAGGUUACGUAUACACAAAAAAGUAGACGAACUCUUCGAGUUUCUUCCGAAGGAAAUAAUACCAGCCGAAUAUGGAGGUGAUGGAAAAACUAUGCAAGAAAUUGUUGAAUAUUGGGUUUCAAAAAUAAACGAAUACAAAUCCUGGAUGCAACAAGAAGAACAGCUUGGAACUGACGAAUCAAAACGAGUUAAAGAUUCUAAUAGUGAAUUUGUUGGUUCUUUUAGGACUUUGGAUAUUGAUUAGACAGUUUUUAAAUGAAAUACAGUAAAACCUGCUUCCUACGAUUAUGUUUUAUUUUAUAAUUUUUCUGAAAAUUGAGACAUACUUUAUACUUUUUUAAAGCUUAAUAUCUGCCGUUUAAUAGAUUGGGUGUGGCGCCGCCU